Molecule: messenger RNA, 2360 nt
Organism: Diospyros lotus (date-plum)
Lineage: Eukaryota; Viridiplantae; Streptophyta; Magnoliopsida; Ericales; Ebenaceae
Product: protein DETOXIFICATION 21-like
Exons: 9
Coding region: 197-1654 (485 amino acids)
Biological process (GO): xenobiotic detoxification by transmembrane export across the plasma membrane
Cellular component (GO): membrane
Molecular function (GO): antiporter activity; xenobiotic transmembrane transporter activity
Source: RefSeq, a predicted model, not a curated record
AAUCAAUGAAAAAGCCUUCAUUUUUCCUCUCCUUCCCAAAUCGGUCUCCAUACUGUCAUUCAUGGAGAAUGAUGACCUGUGAGGCAUUUACGACCAAAGGGUUCUUAUUUCUUGGGAAUAUUAGCAAAAUCUGUUGCACAAUUACAAUCCCAGUUAACUAAUUAAUCGAAUAAGAACACUGAGAUAGCUCGAAGGAAUGGGGGAUGAAAUGAUCAAUGAGAAGCUACUGAGGGGAGGUAAAGGAGAAGGUGAUGGGGAGGAGAAAUUCAAGGACAAGUUAUGGAAAGAGACCAAGAAAAUGUGGGUGGUGGCUGGUCCAGCCAUAUUCACCAGGUUUUCGACCUUUGGUGUGAAUGUCAUCAGCCAGGCAUUUGUGGGACACAUUGGCUCUACAGAGCUUGCUGGCUAUGCCCUGGUCAUCACAGUCUUCCUCAGAUUUGCUAAUGGCAUCUUGCUCGGAAUGGCCAGCGCUUUGGAGACUCUGUGUGGGCAAGCAUAUGGUGCAAAACAAUACCACAUGCUUGGAGUAUACCUUCAAAGAUCUUGGAUCGUAUUGUCCAUAUGUGCAGUUUUUCUUCUUCCACUCUUCAUCUUUACCACACCAAUUUUGGAAGCCUUAGGCCAGGAUGAAGCUAUCUCAGAAAUGGGAGGAAAAAUUGCACUCUGGUUGAUCCCGGCGCUGUUCUCCUUCAUUGCAUCAUACACCUGCCAAAUGUUCCUCCAAGCACAGAGCAAGAACAUGGUUAUUGCAUACUUGGCAGCGUUUUCGCUUUCAAUUCACAUCUUCCUCUCAUGGCUUUUGACAGUGAGAUACAAGUUUGGACUUUCUGGGGCCUUGAUAUCAACAGUUUUGGCAUAUUGGAUUCCAAAUCUGGGUCAGCUAGCAUUUGUUAUAUCUGGAGGCUGCCCAGAAACAUGGAGGGGUUUUUCAUUCUUGGCUUUUAAGGAUCUGUGGCCGGUCUUCAAGCUUUCUUUGUCAUCUGGUGUUAUGCUCUGUCUUGAACUCUGGUACAAUACUGUACUCAUCCUUUUAACAGGAAACAUGACGAAUGCUCGGGUGGCCAUUGACGCCCUCUCUAUUUGCCUCAAUAUCAAUGGUUGGGAGACGAUGAUAUCUUUUGGCUUCUUGGCUACAGCAAGUGUGCGGGUGUCGAAUGAACUUGGAAGAGGAAGCUCAAAGGCUGCAAAGUUCUCAAUUGUGUACACAGUCCUAACAUCAUUUUGCAUUGGCCUCAUCUUAUUCACCUUCUUCUUGUUCCUCCGUGGGCGUCUAGCAUAUGUGUUUACUGAAGAUCCCCAGGUGGCGGCUGCAGUCGCAGAAUUAUCACCCCUCCUAGCCUGUUCUAUACUUCUCAACAGUGUCCAACCAGUUCUUUCAGGUGUUGCUGUUGGGGCUGGCUGGCAGAGCACGGUUGCAUAUGUUAACAUUGCAAGCUAUUACCUAAUAGGAAUUCCUGUGGGAGCAGUGCUUGGUUAUGUGUUCAAUUUGCAAGUCAAGGGGGUCUGGAUGGGCAUGCUAUUUGGCACAUUUGUUCAAACUAUUGUUCUCAUCAUAAUCACUUCUAAAACUGAUUGGGACAAACAGGUAUCAAUUGCUCAAAAAAGAAUUAACAGAUGGUUUGUGGAAUCUGAAUAUGCCAGUACUAAUCAGUAAAGAUUUGUGAAAUAAAAAAUUUUAUUUUGUGGAAGAGAGAGAGAGAGAUUUAUUCAUCUCUCUUAAAUUGAAGAUAUUAUGAUCUCUAUCUAUUUUAUUUGUGCCUUUGUGAAAGCACAUAAUCAAUCAUGAAUUUACUGGGUGUUUGCUCAAUUAAUCAACAACAGUGAUGCAAUGUCCAAGAGUUAAGAGUAGACUUUGACACAUAUUAGGUUUCCUUCACAUAAUAUGCAAUGGAGAUUGGUUUAGCUCUUGCAACUGAGCAUUCAGAAGCAUGGCUUAGCAUGUGCUUUAUAACAUGCAAUAGCAGCUUUAUUUACACCUUCUGCUUUUAUUAAUGAUUCCUAUUUUACUUUCAGAAUUACUAUUAUUUAUGAAAAAAUUCCUAUAUAAUGUUAGAUUUAUUUCCAUGUUAGUUGGAGAUUCUGAAUUCAAAUGAUAUGUUGGAUAGCCCAAAGCUAUUCAAUCUACGAGUUUAAGUGAAAUAAAUGAUCAUGCCUUCUAACAUAAUUUGAAGGAUGAUCAAGGCGCAUGGAAAGUCAAGUCACCAUGAAAUGAGGCCAAAAAGACAAUUUCUAAUCCAACAAAAUACCCUUUUGGACUUGGCCCCAGCCCCAUUCCAUCCCGAGGGCAAAAGGAUAAAUUAUUGCAUGGACUUUUCUUAAGGCAAAACUAAAUUCAAUGUACCUUCCAUCUGCUUUUUAAA